AUGAAGUUUGCCCAGAAUCUUAGCGUUACUUCCAGUCUUCCUGCAGAAGACGUGGAAAGGAUUAAACAGUGGAUCGCAGCUAUGGUUGGCGAUUUUGAGUGCCAGAACCCUAAUAUGGUCGACAAAUAUUAUGAAGAGGGUGGGCGCCUUGAGAUUCCAGGUGGCCAGACAAUCACUGGGAAAGAUAUGUUAAGAUCCCACUACGCCUGGAUGUUCAAAGGAGCAAACCAAACCAAAUGGACGCUACACACAGCGAAUAUUGCAGGAAAUCAGAUCUACCUCGGCCUGAAGGGUGUAGUAUCCAACAAACACAAAGCCGUCGAACCGACAUUAAACAUGUUGCUGGAGAAAGACAUGAACUCCUCGAAGAUAAAGGCAAUGAGGCUCUUUGGAGAGGAUGUCAUGUCCAUGUACGAUACCAUGGGUCUUCAAACUGCUGGCUCUCCAGCCCCUGGUGUCGCCAACGUAACUAGGAGCUUCAACUGA
Molecule: messenger RNA, 486 nt
Organism: Coprinopsis cinerea okayama7#130
Lineage: Eukaryota; Fungi; Basidiomycota; Agaricomycetes; Agaricales; Psathyrellaceae
Exons: 5
Coding region: 1-486 (161 amino acids)
Source: RefSeq, a predicted model, not a curated record